CUGUAAGAGAAAACAUAACACCUGGUUGUUUUUAAAUUACUUAUUUUGAAAUUGUUUGCCAGAAUUAACAAUGUUAUGAAUAUUUGUCGAAACUGCGUUACCCACUCCAGUCAACAGAUGGCGAUGUGAGUCUUUCAUGUGGUGCUUCUUGCGUGACGUAUAAUCUAGUGGACGGGACUGGACGCUUCUUCAAUGACCAACAAGGCUACUUAUUCAACCAUUUCGGUAGCUUGCUAGUCAACAUAAAAUCGAAUCAUUGAAGCUCUUUAGACCAUUCUUGUGUAUAUUCAUCAGUGUUUAAAAGACAAUUAUGUGUACGUAUUAACGUAACAUUAAUUUGCGUGUAAAAUUGACCAAUUUGUCAAAAAAAGGUAUACCAGCUAACUAGCUAACUAGCUAACAUCCCCGACCAUGAGUUCACUAAGCUACUCCCCCCGUGCUAAAGAACAGAAGGUCUGCUGGAUGGAGAAAGAAGCUCUGGGUCUUAACAUUGUCGUAAAAGAAGAGGAUAUUACAGUAAAAGAAGAGGAAGAAGCUUUCAGAGUGAAAAGGGAAGAAGAAGAAGAGGCUAUCACAUUGAAAGAAGAAAAUUAUGUUACAGUGAAAGACGAGAACGAACCUUUUGGAGUGAAAGAGGAAGAGGGGAUAGAGGCUGUCACAGUGAAAGAGGAAGAGGGGAUAGAGGCUGUCACAGUGAAAGAGGAAGAGGGGAUAGAGGCUGUCACAGUGAAAGAGGAAGAGGGGAUAGAGGCUGUCACAGUGGAAGAGGAAGAGGGGAUAGAGGCUGUCACAGUGAAAGAGGAAGAGGGGAUAGAGGCUGUCACAGUGAAAGAGGAAGAGGGGAUAGAGGCUGUCACAGUGGUAGAAGAUUUUAGAAUAAAAAAGGAGGAAGAGGAUGUUACAGCAAAAGAAGUGAACGAGCCUUUUGGGGUGAAAAGGGAAGAGGGGGUAGAGGCUGACACAAUGGAAGAGGAGGUGGUAGACGCUUUCAGAAUUAAAAAGGAGGAAGAGGAGGCUAUCACAUUAAAUGAAAAGGAGGAUGUUCUAAUGGAAGAAGAGGAAGAACCUGUUGGAGUGGAAGAGAAGGUUAUCUCAAACGAGGAAGACGUUUUGGGAGUAAAAGAAGACGGGGGUGAGGAGGACGAGCCUGAAGAUCCGAAUAACACCAGAGAGAGACCAGACUCUUACUCUGACAGCGGGAGUACUUCAGGGGAACCAGACCCAGAGAUUCCCAAACCAGUGAAACCACACCACUGCACCCAAUGUGGAAAUACAUUUUUCUCAUCAGGGGACCUGAAAAAGCAUAAGAGAACACACACUGUAGAGAGGCCUUUCCAAUGCUCUCAGUGUGGAAAGCGAUUUAUCCAGUCAUCACAUUUGAAAGAGCAUAAGAGAAUACACACAGGAGAGAAGCCUUACCACUGUUGUCAUUGUGGACAGAGUUUUAGGUGGUUAGUGACCCUGAAAACACAUGAGAGGACACAUACUGGAGAGAAGCCUUUCCAAUGCUCCCAGUGUGGGAAUGCUUUUACACGGUUAGAGAAGCUGAAAGAACAUGAGAGAAUUCACACUGGUGAAAAGCCUUUCCAAUGCUUGCAAUGUGAAAAGAGAUUUAUCCAGUCAUGGAAUCUCAAAGAGCAUGAGAGGAUACACACAGGAGAGAAGCCUUUCCAAUGCUUUCAGUGUGGAAAGAGUUUUACCCGGUUAAGGUACCUGAGUAAGCAUAAAGAAAUACACACGGGAGCGAAGCCCUACCACUGUUCUCAUUGUGGACAGAGUUUUAGGUGGUUAGUAAGACUUAAAACACAUGAAAGAAUACACACAGGAGAGAACCUUUCAACUGCUCUCAAUGUGGAAUUACUUUUACCUUGUUAGGGAGCCUGAAAUCACACCAGAGGACACAUGAUAAAAGCCAUACCACUGCUCUCAUUGUGGAAAGAGAACAUGAAAUCACAUGAUCGAAUAUAGAGGCCGGGGCCAUAUUUGCGAACAUAAGCAAGCAUAUGAAGUUAAAUGGUUUUCAUGCACAAGAUGCAUAUCAGCCAAUGAAAAGUGUUGAUUCACUUACAUGUGACUGACCGCUAAUUUGUAGCUGCUCCCAUCAGAUAACGUUAGCCUUAUGCUAACCUCCCCAGGUGACAGUGAUUACAUCCUGGCACAACGUCUGCCUCAGCCAAUCAAUUAUCUUAGAUAUUCUAUACACCAACCAAUGGUAUUUCUUUAAAAAAAUAGGUCAACCCUGGCCAUGUGUUUUUAUGGGGGGAAAAAAGAUAAAUCGGGUCCUUGCAUACAAAAAAAAGUUUAGCGUUGUUAAAAAAACAAAGAGCCUUAUUUAUUUAUCAUCUAGUGUAACAGUCAUGUAGUCUAUCGUCAGUGGUGGAUCAUCCCAACUGUCAAACUUAUGGAAAAGCAAAGAGAUUACCUUUCUUAGGUUCUGAUAUUCAGAGUUAAAACUCAAAGGAGACUCUGAAAGCUUUAUAACCAAGUUCAUUCUUCCCAGAGGGCCAAUAGAGCUGCAUCAGACAAAGACGUUGUUCACACAAGCACUGAUAUUUAACCCCCCCCCGUCAUCACUCAUCCAUGUCUCUCUCCCCUUAUCAAGCACUGAUAUUUAACCCUUCCUCCCAGGCUGAGUCUCCUCUUGUUCAUCUGAACCUACAUUGUAUCUUUACUGCUAGGCAGGAAACUUAGUGAUACGGGCCAUAAACUUGUCUUUCUCCCUUAACGUGACCUGACCUCGACCCCCGUCAUCACUCAUCCAUGGCUCUCUCCCCUUAUCAAUGCUUGCCACGUGAGAUCGCUUUCCCUGCACUCAGCACAUUCCAAGCUUAAUUGCAUCCACUAUAUACUUUCCUCCUACAGAUAACCAUUCACUUCUGGUGUAGUUUAGGAGUCCCAAGUUUAGGAGUUAGUACCCAGAAUCCAUCAGCAUAAUAGAAAAUGACUCAAGUGAAAGUCACUCAGUAAAAUACAACUUGAGUAAAAGUCUAAAGUGUUUGGUUUUAAAUGUACUUAUGUAUAAAUAAUUUCAAAUUCCUUAUAUUUAAGCAAACCAGAAGACACCAUUUUCUUGUUUUUUUAAAUGUAUGGAUAGCCAGGGGCACACUCCAACACUUCUAUUUACAAAUGACGCAUUUGUGUUUAGAGAGACAGAUCAGAGGCAGUUGGGAUGACCAUGGAUGUUCUCUUCCUUAGUGCGUGAAUUUGACAAUUCUCCUGUCCCGCUAAGCAUUCAAAAUGUUCAGAGUACUUGUGGUGGUGUCAGGGAAAUGCAUCAUUUUCUUUAGGAAUGUAGUAAAAGUUGUCAAAAAUAUUAACAGUAAAAUAACAUACAGAUACCCCCCCCCCCCCAAAAAAAAUGUCUUAAGUAGUACUUUAAAGUAUUUUUACUUAAGUACUUUAUACUACUGGCUAUCGCUAUCAUCAUCACUUCUAGGUGGCACACACUGCUAAAGCUUUUUAACCGUGGGGCCCGAGUCCACCUCACAUCAAGCUUUUUAACCGUGGGGUUCGAGUCCACCUCACAUCAAGCUUUUUAACCGUGGGGUUCGAGUCCACCUCACAUCAGGCUUUUUAACCGUGGGGUUCGAGUCCACCUCACAUCAAGCUUUUUAACCGUGGGGUUCGAGUCCACCUCACAUCAAGCUUUUUAACCGUGGGGUUCGAGUCCACCUCACAUCAAGCUUUUUAACCGUGGGGUUCGAGUCCACCUCACAUCAAGCUUUUUAACCGUGGGGUUCGAGUCCACCUCGCAUCAAGCUUUUUAACCGUGGGGUAUUGAGGAAAAAACUGUUCAACGUCGGUCCUUGAUGCUCGACCCAAAACGCGUGUGACGAAGUGGAUUAUUCUAAUAAUGCAUAAACUAUCAAAUAUUGUAGGCCUGCGUCUAAGUGUAGCCUACAUACGAAUAUACUGUGGCAGACCAAGGGGGGUUGGGUCAAAACAGUUACACAGAUCAGACACGGACAGAGUAGGAUUAGCUCAGUUUCAAAGGUGUUUAUUAAAGUAAUAGUUCAAAGGAAUAGUUCUCCCCCAUGAGACCCUCUCCGAGAUACCAUCUUCUGGGCUCCGGGGUCUUGCUGUAUCCUGCGGGGAUCAAAAACUGAACUCACUCCUGUUACCUCGGCAACCGUCCCAAACUAUACGGGAGUCCUUUCUUCCCCCACUCUCUCCCCUGUGUGCUGUCCUUCCGGCAGCAUUAUGGGACUUGUACAUCUGGUGAGCAAUCAGCCCUUGAUUACUCACCAACUCCCAAUCAGCCCAAAUUAGUCCUGGCCGGAGAGCCCGUCGAGACCUGGCACGUCCAGCAGAUGGAGCCAGCGCCUCGUGAUGUUUUACUCCGUCUGUCAGCAGGCCCUCGACGAGUCUCCCCCUGGUGGCUGACCUGCAGUACGCCACAAUACAAAUGACAGCCAAAUGUUAUUAUAAAAUGUAUAGAGAACGUUAGCCUACAUUUAGGUGUACGCGUCCAUGUACUAUAGCCUAUGCAAUAUUAUUAUUAUGCAAUAGCAGUGUGUUGCUAUAGCCUAUGCAAUAUUAUUAUUAUGCAAUAGCAGUGUGUUGCUGAAGAAAGAGGUAGCUCCUUAUUAGGUUCAUUCUUCAAUUUUGGGGCGGCAGGGUUAGUAGUUAGAGCGUUGGACUAGUAACUGGAAGGUUGCAAGUUCAAACCCCCCGAGCUGACAAAUCUGUCGUUCUGCCCCUGAACAAGUCAGUUAACCCACUGUUCCUAGGCCGUCAUUGAAAAUAAGAAUUUGUUCUUAACUGACUUGCCUCGUUAAAUAAAGGUCAAAUAAAAAGGCAAAAAAAUGGUGGUAUGGCCAGUAGGCCAUGUAACCAAUCAUAGCCCUCCAUUUACUUGUAUCAUUAAAACAUCUUGCAAAUCACCAGCAGAAGGUGAACUUCUUGAAUUCAUUUUCACAUUCAUUCUGUUGGUAAAGCUUUACAAAUUGAAUCGUACAGUGCCUUGCGAAAGUAUUCGGCCCCCUUGAACUUUGCGACCUUUUGCCACAUUUCAGGCUUCAAACAUAAAGAUAUAAAACUGUAUUUUUUUGUGAAGAAUCAACAACAAGUGGGACACA
This is a messenger RNA of Oncorhynchus mykiss (rainbow trout), 5078 nucleotides long. NCBI's taxonomy places the organism in Eukaryota, Metazoa, Chordata, Actinopteri, Salmoniformes, Salmonidae. The record is from RefSeq and is a predicted model, not a curated record.